This is a messenger RNA of Struthio camelus australis, 1924 nucleotides long. NCBI's taxonomy places the organism in Eukaryota, Metazoa, Chordata, Aves, Struthioniformes, Struthionidae. The record is from RefSeq and is a predicted model, not a curated record.
GAGACGGUGUGUUGCUGGUUACUCGGGUGCCCUCGCGGUUUACUGGGCCUCGGAGAUCUUUGUACUAAAAACCGCAUUUAAUCUUGUCGAUGCGUUCAGGAAAACGUUGAAACUCCCGAAAAGCACCUCUCACGGGUCCUUGUAAGCGGAGUGCUGUGAAUGCACAACAGGUUGCUUAAGGUGUUUCUGGAGAUGCUCGAGAGUCGGGCAGUCCUGUGAGGCCUGUCUGCCCCUGCCAGGGGCAGGUCCACAGCAGGGAGCAGCUCUGCAGCAGUGGCGUGGCCUUGUGCGGAGGAGGGCUCGGGGCUGCAGCGGGAGCCCGAGCCCUGAUGUUCUCCCCUUUUUCUGAGGCCUGGAAGCAGUUUAUUUCUCAGCUUUUAAGAAAAGUAUAGGAAGAUGGGGUUUGAUACUAGUCAGUGCAUUGCAGUAAUCUGGAAGAGAGUGCCAGAUGACAUGUGGGGAUCUCUUUUAGUUUUCAUCUUGAUGUGUAAAGGACUGGUAAAGGGGGAAGUAGAGCUGUUGUACCACUGCUCUUGAUUUUUUCCCCUCCCCAAACUCCCCUCUCCUGCCUUGUCUUUUUUGCUUGCUUUGGGAGUAUGUGAUUUCUUGGAGAACUUCCUCUUGGAAAAGCUGGGGAGAAAAAUGCAUUGUUUUGCCAUUAGCACAGCCUGUCUUGUUUUCGGUCAGUUCUGUGAAAACUAGCCUUUUUAUCGAAAGGCUGGAAAAAGGCAAAGAUAACCUGUUUCUAACAUGAUGGAGAGGAAAACAGUUAAAGAAUAAGGGUGCGCUAGAUUCUGGAGGCUAACCAACCUCUUAAACAGUGGUGCAUGUUUUUAAAGAAGCGUGUAAUGUCAUUUGCAAUCAGGGUAUGGAGGAAAAUUUGCCUUUUAUGAUCUUCUAAUGUAGCAGAUACCGUUAUUGUAUUGCUUUAUGUAGAAAUUAUGCGUGAGUCAUUUAAAAAGGGAAAACACACUAUUAUCCUUUUCCCCCUUUCUUUAUCCAAAGACUCCUCGCUCCCCCAUCCGUCAUUCGGUUAUCCUGGGCCUAUCUGAUCCUAGUUGUCAGAAGCUAAAUUUGUAGUAGGUCGAUAGUGUCAAUUCAUUCACCUGCAAGAACCUUCUUGGUUGCCUCUGACUACAGAAAUAAGUUCAAUUCUGAGGCAGAAUUUCUAGUUUUUUCAUUUUUCCAAGUCAAGACGGUAGGCAAAAGUGUGACGCUUCAAAAUGUUAGAGGAAACUAAAAAGCUGAUUGGUAAAUCCCUUCAGCCGGCACGGCCUGUGCGUCAUUUGUCGUCACAAAAUGAGUCAGUGAUUGCUUUCAACUUUCAGACUGAAUUACCUAGCAACACUCCGGUAUGCUUGCAGAGUGAGGUUGGCUGGUGGUCCGAAAUGACAGGAAUGAAGAUCUUAACUCAGACUGUGAUACCUAGUCAACCAAAACAACAUGAAUUAGAAGAAAAAAAAGAAAGAAUCAAAUACAGCAGAGACUUCCUUUUAAAACUUUCAAGUGUUUCACUCUCUCAGAAGAAGCCAAAGUUUCUUCCUGAUCAUCCAAUUGUACUUGAAAAACCAGAGAACAGCAACACUUCUGUUGAUUUAUGCAAGAAGUGAUAGGUUGUUUGGAAGGUGAGAGAUCCAUCAGCGAAGGACCUACAUGUGAAGUAGAUCUUUACAGAAGAUUUUUAAAGGUACUUGAGUGCCUACAGAUGAAAACAGGACCUUAUGAAAUCUACGGAAAUGCCCAUUUCUGUCUGUAAUAGCCUGAAUGCUUUGAAAGUCAAACCCUUAAUUUGCAAUGCCUGUGAUAGUAAUACAAUUAUAGUGAAAGUAAAUAAUUUUACAUUUCUCUGUGGCAGACUUUUUUCCUUCAAUCAGCUGUGUUAUCUAACCUUAUAGUUUAUUUGACUGUAAACUUUAAACCAGUA